This is a messenger RNA of Mucor mucedo, 379 nucleotides long. RefSeq lists its product as uncharacterized. Gene Ontology annotation, molecular function: RNA binding. Gene Ontology annotation, biological process: P-body assembly; mRNA splicing, via spliceosome. The record is from RefSeq and is a predicted model, not a curated record. NCBI's taxonomy places the organism in Eukaryota, Fungi, Mucoromycota, Mucoromycetes, Mucorales, Mucoraceae. Gene Ontology annotation, cellular component: U4/U6 x U5 tri-snRNP complex; P-body; precatalytic spliceosome. The transcript has 4 exons. The coding region runs from base 29 to 334 and encodes 101 amino acids.
UUUUUCUCUUUUCACAAACUAUUACAACAUGACCGAAGUGAGUGCACCUCUUGCCGAUAUUGGCGCUGUUGAAGAACCCCUUGAUUUAGUUAGACUUUCUUUGGAUGAACGUAUCUAUGUUAAAUUAAGAGGUGAUCGUGAAUUACGCGGUGUUUUACACGCUUAUGACGGCCAUUUGAAUAUGGUUUUAGGUGAAGUCGAAGAAACCAUCACUAUUGUCGAUGUCAACGAAGAGACCCUGGAAGAGGUUAUUAGGACUGUCAAGAGAUCUUUUGAAAUGUUGUUUGUUCGUGGUGAUGGUGUAAUCUUGGUCUCCCCUCCUUCAAGAAACUAGACGUUUAGAUAGCAACAGGUAGCAAUACACAACCCAACUAGCAAC